UACUAAAGUAAAUAAAACGAGGAAAAUGAAUGAAUAGAAUGAACUGAACUGUGAAGCAAUCAGCAGCUGAGACUAAGUAACCGACAGGGGUAAAAGAGGUCCGCAUGCUCCUUGGGGUGAUCCUGGAAACCCAUUAUAGGGUCAGAGUUCCGAUGGACGUAUAUCCUUGAGCCCCCCGCAUUUUGCUUGAAUAAUUGGUGAUAAUACUCUUAUGAGAUGAGUAUCCCUGCUCUACUCCAGAGGUUAUUUCUUGUUGAAAUGAGAAGGUUUUUUAUGGUUAUCAGCUUGGUUAUUAUUAUUGGUGCUCUUUUUCAGGGUUUUUCACUUCCCUAUAAGAAAACGUUUUCCCUCUCACCAGCUGAUGAGGGUUCUAUCGUAAUGUUGAUCAGCAAUGCCACUUUCUCAAAUAAUUUAGAACCAAGGCCAAUCAUUGUGUAUAAUGCUAUAGCAAAUCAUACUCAUUCCUUUGAUUUGGAUAAAGAAGUUGAAGAUGAGAAUGAAACAAAAGGCGCAGAUAUGGACUCUGAUUUGUCAUCAGAUGAAAAUGAACAUAGUGAGCUCACACUGAAGGUGGAUGCAAUUAUUGGCAAGAGUUCAAUGAUGGAACAUGAUGCGGGUGUGGAUGACACUUCUCUUCAAGUAACUGCUAGAGAAGUUAGACAUGUUAACCCGGAGCAGGCUGAAAAAAUGGAUAGUAUGGAAGGAGCCACUGCUUUAACAGUUGGAGGGGUUCAAAAUGGAGCUGUUAUUAUGCCAGUUGAAUUACCAGGAAUUCCUGCAAAGAACAGGGAAAACAUGGAUACCGAAUCAAGAAUUUCUACUUCAUGCUUUCCUGCCAAUGUAACUUUUGCAAAUGAUGUAACAAGCCUAGCAGAAAUAAAGCCCAGAAAUACUGUUUCAAUCACCUUGAACAAGAAGGCUUCUAGAAAAAGUAUUUCCACUUCAAAUAGGCAGGAGACACACCCGACAUCAAUAUCCCAGAUGAAUUCACUGUUGCUUCAGAGUUUUGUUUCAUCUCAUAAUGUGAAGCCCCAGUGGGCUUCAGCAUGUGAUCGCCAACUUCUAUCUGCAAAAUUGAAGAUACAGAAUGCUCCUAAUAUAAGGAGUUCCCAAGGACUUCAUGCUUCUGCUUUUCGAAAUGUUUCCAUGUUUAAAAGGAGUUAUGAGUUGAUGGAACGCUUGCUGAAAGUUUACGUAUAUAAGGAAGGUGAAAAGCCCAUAUUUCAUCAGUCUAAGAUGAGGGGAAUAUAUGCAUCAGAAGGAUGGUUUAUGAAACAUAUAGAAGGAAACAAAAAGUUUUUAGUGAAGGACCCUAGAAAAGCUCACUUAUUCUUCUUGCCAUUUAGUCCUCAAAUGUUAAGGACUGUGAUAUUUGGACAGAAACUUCAGAGCCAGAAGGACCUUGAAGAAUAUUUGAAGAACUAUGUGGAUUUAGUUGCACGAAAGUAUAGUUUCUGGAAUAGAACAGGAGGAACAGAUCAUUUUCUUGUUGGCUGUCAUGACUGGGCAUCUCGUAUCACUAGGAAGUAUAUGCAAAACUGCAUCAGAGUUCUCUGUAAUGCCAAUGUUGCUAAGGGAUUUAAAAUAGGGAAGGAUACGACUCUUCCAGUUACAUACAUACGUUCUGCUGAGAACCCUCUUAAAGAUGUUGGAGGAAAACAUCCUUCAGAAAGGUAUACUCUAGCCUUUUUUGCAGGAGGUAUGCAUGGUUAUCUGCGACCAAUCCUGGUGCAGUUCUGGGAGAAUAAAGAAUCUGACAUGAAAAUCUUUGGUCCCAUGCCCCGUGAUAUUGAAGGGAAAAGAUUAUACAGGGAGUACAUGAAGAGUAGCAAGUAUUGCAUAUGUGCUAGGGGCUAUGAAGUUCACACUCCUCGUAUAGUUGAAGCCAUUUUAUACGAGUGUGUCCCAGUCAUCAUAUCAGAUAAUUAUGUGCCCCCAUUUUUUGAGGUUUUGAACUGGGAGGCAUUUUCUGUAUUUGUGCAAGAGAAAGAUAUUCCAAAUUUGAGGAGCAUUCUGCUCUCAAUCCCUGAAGAGAAGUACCUUGAGAUGCAGUUAAGAGUUAAGAUGGUACAACAGCAUUUUCUUUGGCACAAAAACCCUGUGAAGUAUGAUCUAUUUCAUAUGAUCCUUCAUUCUGUUUGGCACAACAGAAUCUUUCAGAUGAAAAACAGAUGAAAAUGUAAAAACUUUAUAUGACCCAGCACUGGGAAAAAGCUGAAAAGUUGCAGAAAUCACAUGACAGUCGACUCUUAAUUAGCGAUUCAUGUGGUGGCAUUUGAAAUAAACCUGGUGGAUAUGGUUGAAGCUCAAAGAGCUAACCACCAUCUGCUAAUUUUAGCUUUAAUAGUAACUAUAAAUCCAAGAGCAGAUGCUGAAGAUUGAAAGAACUAGGUGUGUUUCCCUUUUCUAUUUUGGUGAUUAAAUUUUGUUUCUUCUUCUAACAAAGUCAUUUCUUAUGUGUUUCGGAUA
Messenger RNA from Ricinus communis (castor bean), 2469 nucleotides. Its product is annotated as probable glycosyltransferase At3g07620. The record is from RefSeq and is a predicted model, not a curated record. Bases 217 to 2175 code for a protein of 652 amino acids. Gene Ontology annotation, molecular function: glycosyltransferase activity. The transcript is spliced from 5 exons. Lineage: Eukaryota; Viridiplantae; Streptophyta; Magnoliopsida; Malpighiales; Euphorbiaceae.